UGCAGCGGCUGAGAUAGGAGGAGGAGGAGGAGGGGGUUAGGGGGGACGGACGGACACACCAGCCGGGCACAGUCCCUCCAACAAACACCUUCACCUCAUCAUUUCCAGCAGCAUCACUGACAGGAACAACGAAUCUCAGAAAACGAUUUGACCCACUAUCUGACAACGGAGCUGCUGAGAUUUAGUCCGAACUGAGUGGAUUCUUCUUCUUCACCCCACCAGUCACCUUCAGUCUGCUGUGAAACCUGGUGGGAAAAUGUUCGUCGUGACACUGAAACACAGGAACAUGGACGGAAAUCGAAAGUGGGUUCCAGGUCUUGGAGCUGUGUUGUUGAUACUCCUGAGCCACAUGACUUCAGGACUCGAAGUGCCUCUUGACCCUAAAGUACUGGAAGGAUUGCCUCAACCUCCCACCAUAACGCUGCAGUCCCCGAAGGAUUACAUCUUUGAUCCGAGGGAGAACAUCAUCAUCCACUGUGAGGCCAAAGGGAAGCCUCAUCCCAGUUUCUCCUGGACGAGAAACGGGACUCACUUCGACGUGGACAAAGACUCCAAAGUCAUGAUGAAACCCGGUUCGGGAACCCUGGUGAUCGACAUCAGCGGGGAAAAGGCUGAAGCCUACGAGGGAACGUAUCAGUGCAGGGCUCAGAACGAGCACGGAGCUGCUCUGUCCAAUAACAUCGUCAUCAGACAGUCCAAGUCCCCCUUAUGGCCGAAGGAGAUAAUCGAGGCCAUUGUGGUUCAAACGGGGACCCCCCUCGUUCUUCCAUGCCGACCUCCUGCUGGACUACCUCCUCCUGUCAUCUUCUGGAUGGAUAAUAAUUUUCAGAGGCUGACCCUGGAUAAACGAGUYUCCCAAGCCCUGAAUGGAGACUUGUACUUUUCCAAUGUUCUCCCAGAAGACACCAGGAGUGACUACAUUUGCUACGCUCGCUUCCCCCACACACAGACCAUCCAGCAGAAGCAGCCCAUUUCAGUCAGAGUGCUGGACAGCAGGCCUGAGGGAGAGCGUCGCCCUGGUUUCAUGUUGCCUUUAGGCACCACCAGCACCAAGAUGGUUCUGAAAGGAGAGACUCUGGUGCUGGAGUGCAUCGCAGAAGGAUUGCCCACUCCAGAUGUUUCCUGGUACAGGGAUGAUGGGCAGCCCCUGAGCAGCAGGACCUCCUUCGAAAACUUCAAGAAAACACUGAAGAUUUCUAACGUGGAUGAAGAUGAUGCUGGUGUGUACCGCUGUACCGCCACUAACAAGCUGGGCUCACAACACCACAUCAUUAAAGUCAGCGUAAAAGCGGCUCCAUUCUGGGUCAGUGCUCCCAGGAACCUGAUCCUCGCUCCGAAUGAGACCGGCAUCCUAACUUGCCGAGUUAACGGAGAGCCUAAACCGGAUAUCCAAUGGUUUGUCAAUGGAAUCCCCUUAGAGAAUGUUCCUAAGGACCCCAGACGUAAGAUCGAUGGCGACACGGCCAUUCUGAGCAACGUGCUGACAGGAACCAGUGCUGUCUACCAAUGCAAUGCUUCCAAUGAGUUUGGCUACCUAAUGGCUAACGCUUUUGUUAGCGUUCUGGCUGAACCUCCAAGAGUGCUCACUCCAGCUAACAAAGUGUAUCGCGUCACCACCAACAAUCGGGCUUUACUCGACUGUUCCUCCUUCGGCUCUCCAAUACCCACCAUCACGUGGUUCAAAGACUUUCAGAUCAGCAUUAAGAACGGUGACCAAUAUGUGAUUUACGAGAAUGGUACUCUAGAAAUUAAUCUAGCCCAGCCGAUACACAGUGGAAACUACACCUGCAUCGCCACCAACAACCUGGGGAGAAGAGAGAAUCAGGUCUCCCUGGAGGUCAAAGAGUCCACUCGUAUCCUGAAACAGCCGGAGUACAGCGUGGUGCAGAGAGGAAUGAGCGCCGUGUUUGAGUGUAAAGUCAAACACGACAGAACCCUCACUCCCACCAUCACCUGGCUGAAAGACGGCCGAGAGCUGCCGCAAGACAGCAGGUUUGUGGUGGGCAAGGAGGGACUGACCAUCGACGAUGUUACUGAGGACGAUGAGGGCACUUAUACCUGCGUCACCACCACCAUUCUGGACGAGGACUCGGCCAGCGCCAGGCUGACUGUUGUUGAGGCAACUCCUACUCCCGCAGUAGUUUACGAGAAGCCUGACCCGCCGACUGACCUGGAACUGACUGAUCAGACGGAGAGGAACGUUCAGCUCACCUGGACCCCCGGAGACGAAAACAACAGCCCAACACAGACCACUAACAGGAUUCCAGUCUAACGGACCCGGUCUGGAAUACAAAGUCCAUUGGAGACAGAAGGACUUGGAAAAGGACUGGACGUCAAAAAAUGUUGCGAACUCUUCUCAGCUGGUCGUCUCUGGAACUCCAACCUAUGUGCCGUAUGAAAUAAAAGUUCAGGCUUUUAAUGAUUACGGCAACGGCCCUGAACCCCAAGUAGUGACUGGUCACUCCGGAGAGGACUUGCCUCUGUCUGCUCCUGACAACGUGCAGGUCAUGAUUCAUAACACCACACUGGCCAAAGUUCACUGGGAGCCCGUUUCUACUGCUUCUGUUCAAGGAGAGUUGCAAGGAUACAAGGUGUACUACCGCCGGGAGCGUGGCCUGCAGGAGGCGGGCGAAGGAGAUCAGCAGGAGCGAGUUUUGACUUUCAGUGGGAACCGUAGUGAGGGGAUGCUGCCGGGCCUUCAUCCUUACAGCCUAUACAGCGUCUUCAUCAGGGUCCUCAACAGCAAGGGAGAAGGACCGCCCAGUUCCAGCAAGACUUUUGAAACACCUGAAGGAGUUCCAGGUCCUCCUUCUUUUCUGAGUGUGAUCAACCCUGGUUUGGACUCUGUCACUCUGAACUGGGGCCCACCGGUUAGCAACAAUGGCCGCCUCACAGGGUACACCCUCAGAUACCAACCAGUCAACACGACGAGUGAGCUGGAACCACUGAGGGCUAUCAACCUGAAAGCCAACGAGACGACGUUCACGCUGGGCAGCCUGAACACCAGCGUGCUCUACAAGUUUUACUUAAGCGCAACGACAGUCAAGGGUCCCGGACCUAAUAUAACAGAAGAGGCCUACACAGCCAUGGAUAUAACUCUUAUUCAGCCCACUAUAGAGGCAGGCAAAGGCCCCACAGAGCCCCCUCACCAAACUUCCCCCACCUCUCAGUCUCUGCACUCCCCGUUUCACAAGGUGCCUCCUGUCGGCCCUGUGUUCGGCAGGGUUAACUCAUCUGGGAUUGAGGGAGGCGCAGUGAUCAGUUGGGAAUACUUCGGACUCCAAAAGAAUUUAUUUGUGGAAUAUAAUGUAGAAAACAGUGAAGAGGACUGGAAAAGGGAGGUGGUAAACGGUACGCACUCGCAUACGAUAAAAGGUUUAAAGCCGGGGACGUCCUAUAGGGUGCGUGUGGUAGCUAGAGACGGAGCGGACGUGGCGCUCCACAGGACAAACGAAGUGCUGGUUACGGUGCCAGCGGUUCCCAACCGUCAGAUCGACAUCGCCACGCAGGGCUGGUUCAUCGGCCUGAUGUGCGCCAUCGCUCUCCUCAUCCUCGUGCUUCUCAUCGUUUGCUUCAUCAAGAGGAACAAAGGUGGCAAAUACCCAGUGAAAGAGAAAGAAGAUGCUCACCAAGACCCUGAGAUCCAGCCUAUGAAGGAGGAUGAUGGAACGUUUGGGGAGUACAGCGACACGGAGGACCACAAGCCGCUGAAGGGCAGCCGGACGCCGUCCAACGGGACGGUGCGCCGCGACGAGAGCGACGACAGUUUAGUGGACUACGGGGAGGGCGGGGACGGGCAGUUCAACGAGGACGGCUCCUUCAUCGGCCAGUACAGCGGCAAGAAGGAGAAGGACACGCACGAAGGCAACGAGAGCUCGGAGGCCCCGUCGCCCGUCAACGCCAUGAACUCCUUCGUUUAACGAAAAGGGCUUCAGCCUGGUGACAGUCGUUGACUCGUCGACGGACACCCACGUUCACCACUUGGCGGCUGUCGUUCUGGUGGCCAAGGCUACCUCUCUAGACUGCUGACAUGUCGUCAUCUCCACCCCCUUCAGUCACACUGUGACCUCCCGAACCCCACCCCCCAAAUAACCGUUAAAA
Austrofundulus limnaeus is the source of this 4101-nucleotide messenger RNA. RefSeq names its product neuronal cell adhesion molecule a (gene nrcama). Gene Ontology annotation, biological process: brain development; axon guidance; cell-cell adhesion. The record is from RefSeq and is a predicted model, not a curated record. Gene Ontology annotation, molecular function: cell-cell adhesion mediator activity. Gene Ontology annotation, cellular component: axon; plasma membrane. NCBI's taxonomy places the organism in Eukaryota, Metazoa, Chordata, Actinopteri, Cyprinodontiformes, Rivulidae.